Thyridium curvatum is the source of this 1773-nucleotide messenger RNA. RefSeq lists its product as uncharacterized. The record is from RefSeq and is a predicted model, not a curated record. NCBI's taxonomy places the organism in Eukaryota, Fungi, Ascomycota, Sordariomycetes, Thyridiales, Thyridiaceae. The transcript has a single exon. The coding region runs from base 1 to 1773 and encodes 590 amino acids. Gene Ontology annotation, biological process: transmembrane transport; metal ion transport. Gene Ontology annotation, cellular component: membrane. Gene Ontology annotation, molecular function: metal ion transmembrane transporter activity.
AUGGACUCUCAGGAGCUCACUAGUCGCGUCAACCCGGAUUAUUAUGCUAAGCUAAUUAUCGAUUACGCCAGGCAAUCCUUGGGAGACUCUGCCUUCUCUGGCGAUAUCUAUGAGGGACUAGCCGCCUUCCUCUCUCGUGAAUUCGAUGACCGAGUCCCUGUGGAUGUCAUCGUACAUACAUUAGCCUCUGGACCGGACACAAGUCAACGAAGCGAGAAGAUAGCCGCAGGAGUCGCCAGGCCGUCAUGGUACAAAACAGCCAAUCAGCUGGAGCACCUUCGCCAUGUCUUCAUUUCCGAAGAUGGUAACAAAAAGCACCAAGUACCCGUUCAAACACAUAGCACGGCCAUCAUAUUCAUGCAGGGCCAUCAGCCUCCAGAAUGCCUUACACGCCUCGGCGCCUUUUUUAACAUCGACCCGCGGUUCUUCAAUCGACAUCUUGAGUAUUUCUGGCACUCUCGGCCCUUGAAGCUAUUCCCAUCUCCUUCGCUACCCUCUGCCUCCUUUGGUAUCAUCCGACUUAGGUUGGUCACUCUUGGGGAACACAAAGAAACUGGAAAGGGCCACACUCGCUCGACCGUCAAGACGAUGCGAAGCAUGAGUGAGUUGGCGAUGGAAGAGUACCUGCACGAUCUUACCCGGGAGUACAUGUUGCAAGCAGGAAAUUCCAUCGUGCGCGCGUUCAAUGUUCAUAGCACGAAAUACUUCUCUAUCGAGCAGGAAGUAACGGUUACGGUGAAGUCGGUCCCCACCGGUGGAUGGGUUCUUCUCGUCUGGACAGAUGUUGGCCAAGACUUAUCGAAGGGCCCAAGAGGUCCAUGGCACCGGGGAACCACCCAUACCGUUCAAGUGAACUCUCCAUUUCUCCCCAACAUUCAUCAUUUCACACCUUGGUCGGCGGGAGCAACAAAGACUCCAAUUUCCAGAAUUGUUUCCGGUUCGCAUCAGCCACCAAGUCCGUUUGCGCAGUCCGCAUUGUGUCUCGCUACGAAAUAUGGGACGACCCUGGAUGCGACACUUGCGGUGGUAGACUCCUUCUAUUCGACUACCGAGCUGUUCCAGGCUUCCAUUAACUCCAUUUGUCAACUUCUCAAUCUGAUAGAGACCAUAGUCGACGAAAGCACCGGGUACAAGCUCUACAAGUCGCCGAACCAGAGCAUCGCCAACCUGGCCUAUCACAUGGACAUUCUCAACCGCUUCGAGAACAGACUUCGCGAAAACGUAGUCGAGAUCGAGAGCAUUGAGAGCAACCCAUGGCCUAGUGGUAUCGAAGGAACAAGACAAAGCAGCCAACAUGGGUUGAAACUGAAGACCAAGGAAGUUCUCCUCACAGACAUUAGGAACCUUAUAUUCCGUGUCGAGAACCUUUUGCAACGCUGCCAGAGCGGUGUAUCAACGUGUAUGGGCAGUGCUGCAAUAGCCGAAUCUGAGAGGGCGAUUCAACAAGCCCAACAGAUGAGAUUGCUUACCCGGCUCGCCUUCUUCUACAUACCACUAUCAUUCACGACAUCCUUCUUUGGGAUGAACGUUUUGCUAUUCGGUUCGGGUAAUCUUCAAUUGUCGACAUGGUUUGUUGUUUCUAUUCCGCUGCUUGUUGUAUCGUACCUUGCUCUCAUUAUGGCCGAGCGCGGUUGGCUCUCUACGGGGGUAAUCCAGAGGUAUUACCAGACUUUGUCGACUCGGAGGGAUGGGCAGCAGGAUGGGCAAAAAGAAAAGGCGGGCUUUGGUGAUGGAUAUCCACCCCAACCAGACCGACCAGCCGCCCAGCACUAA